GCUAUAAGCUGUAUCACGAUGAGCACAACAACACAGGCUAUACUUCAGCCAAAUGUGUUUUAAAUAAAUGGAAGUAUUGACAGCAGUCAUUGAUUUAUGGGCCUGCAGUUUUCUAUGUUUACGAUGAUGUAACUCUGCUGAAUCUGGAUGUGAUCACUAUCAUGGAAUAUAAUGAAAAACUUGCCCGCUUUCGUCAGGGUCACGUCAACCCUUUCGACAGGACUGAGAUUGACAGCAGCUCAGAGGGAAAAUAUCCUCCACAACACGAUUUUUGCUGUUAGACCAUAGCACACAUUUGAAUUAAAACAAUUCUGCAAAGAAGACAACUGUUUGUCAGUUGGUUUGUCAACUGUUGGUCACUGCUCUGGGUGUGUUCACGAGGUGAGGUCAGAGAUAUUUUCCUCUGAAUCCAAAGCUCAAAGUUCAGACCGUGCCAUGGACCUCGGCUUGGCUGAAGACCACUUCUCUCGACCUGUGGGCUCAUUUGUGGAAUCUGAUAUAGAGAAUCUGAAACAGGCCAUAGAGGAGUGCAAGAGACUGAUACUAGAACUGCCGGAACAUUCUGAGAAACAAAAGGAUACAGUGGUCAAACUCAUUCACCUCCGACUCAAGCUGCAAGAGUUAAAGGAUCCAGAGGAAGACGAGCCUAACCUGCAAGUUGUGUUAGAGCAUCGCUUCUCAAAGGAAAAGAGCAAGAGUGUCAAACAGAUGUGUGACAAGUGCAGCACCCUUAUAUGGGGUCUUAUUCAGACCUGGUACACCUGCUCAGGUUGUUAUUACCGCUGCCAUAGCAAGUGCAUGAAUCUCAUCACGAAACCGUGUGUGAGGUCAAAGGUCAGCCACCAGUCUGAGUAUGAACUCAACAUUUGUCCUGAGGUUGGUCUAGACAAACAGGACUAUAGAUGUGGAGAAUGCCGAACACCUAUUUCUCUACGAGGCAUCCCCAGUGAGGCGCGGCAGUGUGACUAUACGGGUCAGUAUUACUGCAGCAGCUGCCACUGGAAUGACACAGCUAUUAUUCCAGCUCGAGUUAUACACAACUGGGAGUUUGAGCCCCGCAAGGUGUGUCGUUCAUCCAUGCGCUAUCUGACUCUGAUGAUGUCCAGACCUGUGCUCAGACUGAAGGAGAUAAACCCUCUGCUCUUUAAUUUUGUGGAAGAAUUGGUGGAAAUCAGAAAGUUACGUCAAGACAUCUUACUCAUGAAGCCAUAUUUCAUCACCUGUAAGGAGGCCAUGGAGGAUCGACUACUGCUGCAGCUUCAGGACCGCCAGCACUUUGUUGAGAAUGAUGACAUGUACAGUUUACAGGACCUGAUUGACACCUCCAGCGGGCGUCUCAGUUGCUCCCUCACUGAGAUUCACACAACCUUUGCCAAACAUAUAAAACUGGAUUGUGAGAAAUGCCAAGCCAAAGGUUUUAUGUGUGAACUGUGUAAAGAGGGUGAUAUUCUCUUUCCAUUUGACAGUCACACCUCUGUCUGUCAUGAAUGCACUGCUGUUUUCCACAGGGAUUGUUACUAUGAUAACUCUACUACAUGUCCACGCUGUGUGAGAAUGCUGGAACGCAAACAUGAGGAGUCUCUGAACCCAUAGAUGAGCCUGAUGAAUCAACCAGGUCACAAACAUCCUCGCAGCCAAACUUUUGUCCUUAGUCGUGUGUUCUCUGUGCUGUGAUCUACAGUUUAUUUAUUCUUGAGGAUUGAAUCUUGUCAAGGUCUGCACUGAAGGAAGUGUUACAGUACUCAGUCUUUGUUUUGUUAUAGUUCAUGUUUAGUGGAAUUUCCCUAGAAAGCACUUAUAGACUAUAAUAUUCUUCAACAUGACUUAUUAUAUAAGAUCAACCACUUUUAAUCUACUCAUUCAUUUGUGGAGAACCACUGGUCAAAUUAUGUCCAAAAUCCCAAUAACCCCAUUUGUACUGCGAAUGUGCAAAUGUCAUUUCUGGAAUGUCAGAAACAUCAGAAAAUGAAAUGUUCUGUACUACAAUUAUAAUUAUUUGUUGUAAAAUAAUAUAUAAUUAUCAUGUUAUUAUGAAUUGUCGACCUGGAACCGUAUUUUUUUCCAGAAAUAUGUGGAUCAUUACAUAAAGCACAAAUUAAACCACUUGGAACAAUCACCACUCUUUUAUUUCUGUUAUUUGUUUUUGUUACAGAGAUAACCGCAGGGCUCGUAAAGAGAGCUGCUAUUCCCUUGUCAGAAUGAAAAAAUAGUUUUUUACUGUUAUUUUCUUGCAACACGCAUACAGAUGAAGACACAUUUCUGAUCCAUGUUUUAAUGCGUUAUUAACAACUACAGUUUGGUUCCUGAACACCAAGGCUAACCACAAACACACCUGACCAAGCUAAUCAAAGUAUUCAGGACGACUUGAAAAUGAUAAACAGGUGUUUUGGAUAUGGGUUGGAACUGAACUAUACAGCUCACUUCCCCUGAGUUGACUAGCCCUGCCGUAGUCACUGCCUAGAUUUUUUCAAAAUGUGCUUGUUAAUACCUGCGUUUUUCGAAAGUUGAUUCAGGAUAGAACUCAACUGUUAUUCCCAUAAAUGAAUGAACUGCGUGUGUACAGAACAGGAAUAAGCAAGAUGAAGCAAAGACUAAAUACAGCUGCAGUCUGUACGUAUUCAGAAUUAUUAAAGCUGCAUUCCGUUACUUGCUUCUCUAUCGCUAUCUCGGUUGAAAACAUAAAACUGCAGAUUUCUUGCGAAGUUAAAUUCUUUACACGAGUUGUACUUCGGCCUUUGCUGCUUUGAUGAAUGUGAUCAUAUUGGUUGUCUGUGAUCACUACAUCAGAAUGGAUCUGUCAUCAUAUAUAGACAUGUAAGUAAGAGGUCAGUCCUAUAAGUCAGCUGAUAAAAUGUCACCUGAACAAGUAAUAAAUCUGCCAUUUCUGUUUUGUCCGAAUGAAAUGUGUUUUGAAAUAAAUUAUGUUACUAGUG
Molecule: messenger RNA, 2933 nt
Organism: Triplophysa dalaica
Lineage: Eukaryota; Metazoa; Chordata; Actinopteri; Cypriniformes; Nemacheilidae
Gene: def8
Product: differentially expressed in FDCP 8 homolog
Exons: 13
Coding region: 436-1593 (385 amino acids)
Source: RefSeq, a predicted model, not a curated record